Scheffersomyces stipitis CBS 6054 is the source of this 1956-nucleotide messenger RNA. RefSeq lists its product as uncharacterized. Gene Ontology annotation, biological process: regulation of transcription by RNA polymerase II. The transcript is spliced from 4 exons. The record is from RefSeq and is a predicted model, not a curated record. The coding region runs from base 1 to 1956 and encodes 651 amino acids. Gene Ontology annotation, cellular component: Rpd3S complex. Lineage: Eukaryota; Fungi; Ascomycota; Pichiomycetes; Serinales; Debaryomycetaceae.
AUGAGGUUUGCGACGAGAAGCGCAGCAAACACACCUCUUUUGACUUCCACAGACAUUCCACAACUUUCAGCCAGUCCCAUAAUACGAGAAUCUAUGACCACGAAACUGGAUGGAGGCAUCUUGCAAUUGGGUAAAAAACGGCAGCUGUUCGUAGAACCACAAUUGGCUGAACCUGUGCCUGUUUAUACGGGCUUACCGUUGGAAGCUGGUCCUACAGCCAAAAUAAAGAAAGAUUCACUAUGGUCAUCUCGAAGUAGAAGAAGCGGAAAAAGCUCGUCCAGUACUUCCAGAGAAGGAUCCGCUGUCCCCCCAGAAGAACCAGAUGUAGACACAGAUGUAGAAAAGUCGUACAACUCCAGUCUCCAAACCAAGCUUUCUGAAGCCAUCACAACUGCGAGCGAAGUAAGAAAACCCUUGACGUUGAAGAUACGAUCGUUGCGGAAACCCUCCAGUAGAACUACGACACCCAAACAACUCAAACGAACAGGGUCAGAUUUGGCUUCUCCGCUUCGUUCUUCAAAACGGAUAAAGGUCAUAUCGCCGAAAAAACCAGCAUCGACAAAUUUAGCACCUACACCCAUAAUACAUUCUCAUGGUGAGGGCAAUGUUGACGACGACCCUACGAAGGACAAUGACGACUUCUGUAGUGCCUGUGGAGGUCCAGGUGUGUUCAUUUGUUGUGAGACGUGUCCCAAGUCGUUCCACUUUACGUGCUGCGAUCCUCCAUUAGAAGAGGCUCCAGAAGAUGACUGGUUCUGUAGAGAGUGUAUAGCCAAGAAGAAUCCAUCCUUGCUUCAGAAAUGGACCGAUAUCGGCAUUUUCGCCCAGUUGAUGAACCAGCUGGAGUCAAGAAACCCCAAGGUAUUCCAACUUCCUAAGAAUCUACGUGACGGUACGUAUAUAGGAGUUUAUACAGCACCAAACGGAGACUAUGCUGACGAUACGAUGAAGCCGGAGUUGUCCUAUACCAGAGCCAACGGAGCCCAGAUUCCAGGCUACAACAAGAAUAUCGAUUUAGAAAUUGACAGUCUCUUCGACAAAGACGGAAAUCCCUACUUAUGUCACAAGUGUGGACAAUCUGGCUUAAGGAACCGCAUCAUCUCUCACUGCGAUUACUGCCCAUUAGUGUGGCAUAUUGAUUGCUUGGAUGAACCGAUGUUUGGACCCAAAACGAUUGGGACGAAGUGGAGAUGUCCCAACCACGUAGAAGAACUCAUCCCCAGGGACUUAAUCAGGACCAGAAGGCUGAAGGACACUGUUGUAAUAGAACCUUCAAUUCGGAACCACUUUUUACGGUUGGCUUCGUUGAGCGAUAUCGUCAUCAAGUUCGAUGAUCAGCCCUAUAUUAAACAAGAAAGGACGCCUUCCUUACAAGAGUACUUACAGUAUCAACUAGAGAAUUUCUCGAAAAAGGACAGGAAGUAUAUUGACGACAGAAACGGUGCGAUGGAUAUCGACGACUUUGACGAGGUCCACAGCAACUACAAGUUGCCAGACUAUUUCGAGUCGACAUCGACGUCUUUCGGAGUUUCAGCAAAAGCUUCCACAGGCUUGAAGCGAGUAAUUAGCAUCACAUCUGAAGAUGAUGACAGUCAAGUGAGCUCAUUUGUAUACCGAGUUCCAGAGAAACUGAUACUUCUCGACUUUUGCACCAAAAUAUCCAAAAAGAAAAUACUCGACAACAUAACAGAUUACGAUAACCUAAAGAGAGUAGAGACAAAUAUUGAAGACAGAAUAGUGGUAGAGAGCUUGAACGAUAUCAAGAUUCAUACUAACACAAGAUCGCAACCAAAGUUAAAUUUCGACGAGUUGGUGCAAGCGGCUACCGCCAAUUCUGACAGCGAUAUUGACGGUGAUGUUGGUUUAGAUAACAGCACCUUGGAAGAACUCUUAAAGAUAAAAAAGUUGAUGGAGCUCAAGGGUCAAGAUGCUCUCAUGAAGUUUCUUCAGUCAUAA